CAUCAGUCGGAAUAGAGGCGGGAACUUCCGGUCUGCCUUGCCUCUGGUUGACUGAGGAAGUCUCUCCUCGGUCCGUGCUCUGUGCUGGGACCCUGCUUCCCACAGCUGUGAGAAGAGCGUGGAUGAGGUCAGAAUCCGCGCUAUGGAACAAUCAUGUUUCGGGACAAAAUAAGAAGGAAGUUGGUCUGCCAUCUUCAAAGUCCUCAGGUCCCUCGAGCCUGGGAACUUGAAUUUAAUUUCACCUUACGAUCAAAAUGGAGGCUGAAAACAAAAUGGCAGUAAUCAGGAGAAGUGUCAUUUGUUUGACCCUAACACCAGGCCCUGCCUGCUGACAGCAAAGGCAGGAAGAAGACAUCCAGAGAUCACGCCCACCACAUGGCCUGCCCGUAGCGUGAUCCACUGUGAUGGACACAUAUGAGGUAGAGAGAUUCGAGAAAAGAGAAGCAGGCACUUUGAGCACUGUGAAGAAAAGUGGAUCUGCAUCUGCAAAGCUGGAUAGGAACAGCCUUCUGCUGCAGUGACCUAUGAGGAUGUGCACGUGAACUUCACCCAUGAAGAGUGGGCUUUGCUGGAUCCUUUCCAAAAGAGUCUCUACAAAGAUGUGAUGCUGGAGACCUACUGGAACCUCACUGCUAUAGGAUACAAAUUGGAAGACGAGGAACACUCUCAAUGCUCUAGAAGAUAUGGAAGACAUAAUAUCUGUCACUCUGGAUGUAAACCUUGUGAACGUAAAGGAUAUGGAAAGAAGCAAUGUACCUUUGCAAGUAAAAGAUUUCUUCAAAUAUAUGAAAGAAUCCAUACUGAAGGGAAACCCUAUGAAUGUAAACAAUGCAGUCAAAUCUUUGCAAAUUUAUGUCAUCUUCAAAAACAUGAAAAAAAACAUACCAGAGAAAAACUAUAUGAAUGUAAUCACUGUGGUAAAGCCUUUCCAAGUCGCAGUUCUCUUCAAAUACACAACAGAACUCAUACGGGAGAGAAACCCUAUAAUUGCAACCAAUGUGGUAAAGCAUUUGCAUGUAGCAGUAAUCUUCUACAACACAAAAGAACUCAUACAGGAGAGAAACCCUAUGAUUGUAAGGACUGUGGUAAAGCAUUUUCAAGUAGCAGUAAUCUUCAAAUUCAUAGAAGAAAACACACUGGAGAGAAACCCUAUGGAUGUAAUCAAUGUGGUAAAGCCUUUGCAUAUAGCAGUGCUCUUCAAAAACAUGAAAGAAGUCAUGCUAGAGAGAAAAUCUAUGAGUGUAAUCAUUGUGGUAAAGCUUUUGCACAUCAUGGAAAUCUUCAAAAUCGUGAAGAACAUCAUACUCUUGUAAAACCAUAUGAAUGUAGUCAAUGUGGUAAAGCCUUUACAUAUAGCAGUAAUCUUUAUAUUCAUGAAAGAAGUAAUACUGGAGAAAAGCCAUUCAAAUGUCCUCAAUGUGGUAAAGCCUUUCCAAAUCACAGUUCUCUUCUAAUACAUGAAAGAACUCAUACAGGAGAAAAACCCUAUGACUGUAAUGAAUGUGGUAAAGCCUUUUCAAGUCGCAGUAACCUUCAAGAACACAAACGAACUCAUACAGGAGAAAAACCCUAUCGUUGCAUUAAAUGUGGUACAGCAUUUGCAUAUAGUAGUAGUCUUCAAAAACAUGAAAAAACUCACACUGGAGAGAAACCUUAUGAGUGUAAUCAAUGCAGUAAAGCCUUUACACGUCGUGCUAGUCUUCAAGUACAUGAAAGAAGUCAUAGUGGAGAGAAACCUUAUGAGUGUAAUCAGUGUGGUAAAGCCUUCGCAAGUCGUAGUAGACUUCGAUAUCAUAGAAAACACCAUACUGUUAAGAAACCAAAUUAAUCAGUGUAGUAAAGCCUUUCCAUGUUGAAGUCAUCUUCAAACACAUGAAAGGAAUCAUACUGGAAAGAAACUAUGAGCGUAAUCAAUGUGGACAAGGCUUUAUAUGUCACUGUAGUCUUCUUAAUCACAAAACCAAUGUCAUAUGGAGAGGAACCCUACAAAUGUAAUUGAUGCAGUAAGCUUUGGCAUGUAAGUAUAAUAUUCAGACAUAUCAAAAAACUCAUACUGGAGAGAAACCUUGUGAAUGUUUUCAAGUGAUAAUGCCUCUGCAUGUUAUGGUCUUCAAAGGCAUGAGAGAAUUCCUACUGGUUAGAAACACCCUGAAUCCAAUAAAUCCAGUAAGCCUUAUGCAUACACAUACAUACAUGCUAUGGCCCAAAGAGGCACUGUGCACUGAUGGUUGGUAGUUGAAUGCUAUUGCUCAAAGAAACAACAAAUCCGAUAUCCUGAUCGCAAGAUCCACUUUGUCUCAAGGUACUCAGGACUCCUACUCAGCAGGUAGUAGUCUAAUGAUAACAUUGCUUCCUUUACCCUAUAUCCUUUUUCUCUUUCAGAUUUAGUUUUAGGAAGUUGAAAGGGAAGAAGAAGAGGGAUGGAGAAGGGUAGAAGAAGUAACCCACUAAGUACAAUUGGCACUCAGACAUGGAGCUAGGCAGAUUGAGAAAUUUUAUUUCAAGUGCCCUGGAGGAAACAGCUGAGAAUAAAGGAAAGGAUUUUUGUUUCAAGACACCAGUAAAACAGUUUUUGUGGGUUCUUACCUUGGGAUAUUUCUGUACCUGUUUCCAGGGAGGAUCUUGUGUGUUUGUUUUGUUUUAGUUUUUGUUGUUGUUCUGGUUUUUUGUAUUUAUUUUUUGUUUUUUUCUUUUUCUUCUCCCCAUAUCCUGUGUCAGAAACGGUAGGGAGAAUGGCUCAGCAGUUGGAAAAAUUGGGACUGAAAAUGGAGGGACUGAAAAACAAAAAUGGCAGAGAUGAGAAAACAAAAAGGUUCACUCUGCUUUUUCUUUUUUGAAAGGUUUACUGAUUGUCAGGGCAACUGGAAAAAUUGCGGAUGGAGGUUGCAGAACUUGGGAAACUACACGCAUUGGAAAAGGGAGAACAAAAAGCCUCAGUCCAAGUGACUACACAAGACAGCAGGACUUUCUGACAGGAAUAAAAUGGGAAAGAAACUGCUCUGGAGGGUCCUCAGGUCAGAGAAAAGCUGAAAAGAAAGGAUGGCAGUCUGAUGAAACAGCUGAUUUCAAGAGAAAAAGUUAAUCUCAAAAGAGUUGUGCUACCAGAGUGGGAGGCAGGGCAUCCUGGAGUUGCAAAAUCACUAUCAUCUUUCCCAGUAGUCAUGUAGCAUAUGCCUUCUAAUAGGGUGAUAAAAAGUUAUGACAAGGUAGGAUAGAGUCCUGUUGAUGUCCUCAUCUUAUGUCAAACAAAUUCUAAAUGACUAGUCUACUAAAAAUAGAAAUAUACCUUUGCACAUGCUGAAAGGAAGGACCCAUGAAUAUCAAAAAGUGAAAUAGUGUAAGGGGAGUGAAUAUAGUAAAAGACCAAUUGCUAGGCAAAGGGCGGUACUCUGACAUACAGGAACAAAAGCAAUUCAAUUCUGUUACUAUAGAACAAUGUUGCUUACUGGCUUUAAGACCUUUGGACAAAAUGAUAUAAGAUAAUGAUAUAAGAUCCACCUCGUUCACUGAUUUUUUUUUAAAACAAAUAUUAGUCUCAGCUGUAAAGAAGGCUGUAUCAGAUCCUGAUGUAAGACAGGUGUUGAUAGAGACCUUGGCAGAGGAAAAUGCAAAUACAGAAUGUAAAGAAGGUAUUACACCAUCAAAGGCUUGGAAAGCACACAUGGAUGAGUGGAUAAAGGAUACAACCAAUAUUGGUUCUAACUUGUAUCAUGUUCAUAGCAUAGAUAAAACUAUAGCUAGAAGUCUCUAAUAUCAAAAUGCAUCAAUUGCUUGAAAUAUACUCAUUUGAAGAGAUAGUGACCAAGCCAUUAAAGAUCCCAGAUUACAAAAUGGCAGUGUGUUAAAUGCAAGAAAUAUGGUACUUGGCAAUAAAAAAGUAAACAAGGCAUCUUUAAACGUAAUGGUUUUUCUAAAUAUACACUAGAAAAACAUCCUAGUCAUCGAAGUAUGUACAGGGAAUGUGGCAGUAGUUUACAUUGGACCAAUGCAAGCUUCUGCAGGCUGUGCUGCUCUAUACCUGACCAUAGAUAAACAUCUUACUGUACCCACCAAAACUCAAUGUUAUGAAAUAUAUACUGGAGUUUAUGGUCUUUUGCCUGCCAGGACAGUAGGAAUGAUCUUGGAAAUAUGCAGAUUGACCUCUCAAGGAUUCACUGUUUAUCCAGAAAUUAAAGAUGAAGAUUUCAAAAAAGAAAUUAAAAUUAUAGCCUAUGUGAAAACAGAGAUAGCAUUUAAUGCAGGUGGUAGGAAUUGCUGAGCUUCUACUGUUUCCCUACAUCAAAGCCAAAAUGGGUCAAGUAAAAACAGGAGGGUUUGGAAGUACUAGAAAACAUGUUCUGGGAAAGUGUUAUUAAUGAUCAGAGGCCAAAAUUAAAAUUGCAAGUAAAUGGUAUUGAAAUAGUAGGUUUGGUGGAUACAGGGACUGAUAUAACUAUUAUUUAUCAAAAAUCCUGCAUUCAGGAUGGCCACUUCCAAAGGUUUAUUCACAGUUUCUAGGAACUGGAAAGAUAUAUGAGACAAAGUGUACUAUAGGUCAAAUGUGUGAGACUGGAAUGUCAACAAGGAAAGUUAAAGUCUUAUGUGGCUGACAUACCCAUAUGCUUAUUAAAAAGGGAAUUUUUACAACAGUGGACUCAGAUUAAUAUUCCCAAAAUCCCAUGAUGAAAUUAAGGCUGAACUGGUACAUGCUCCUGGGAAAGGUAUUGCUAUGCAUCAUCAAAAAUAAUUCAAGGUUGUGCCAAUUGUCCAAACAUAAGACAUCACAAGGAUUGAGUUUCCUAAUUUAUAAGGGAGGCCAACACUGAAUUACCAUUGGACCUACCCUUAAAAUGGUUGAUUAAUAUGCCUGUAUGGAUAGAUCAGUGGCUUAUAACAAAGGAAAAAUUAUACACACUUGAGUAGCUGGUACAAGAGCAGCACUAUGGGCAACAUACAGAAGUGUCUACUAGCCCAUUUAAUUUUUCUGUGGUUUUUAUAAAAAAGAAAUAAGGAAAAAGGAGAAUGUUAAUACAUUUAAGACUGGUGAAUAGAAUAAUUCAACUAAUCUGCCCCUUAAAGCCUGGAAUUUCUUUACUUUUUUAUUCCCUAAGCCAUGGCCGAAGAUAGUACUUUAUUUAAGAGUUUGUUUUUUAACUAGCUCCUUGAAUGAGCAGAAUAGGAAAAGGCUUGCCUUCACAGUACCUAAUUAUGAUAAUGAUCACCCAAUAAAAAGGUGAUCAUUAUGGAAAGUUCCAUAAGGAAUAUUAAGUUGUCUAACUUAUGUCAAUAUUUUGUCAAACAACCACAAGAAAUAAUUUGUAGGCAAUUUCCUCAAACCAUUGUUUGUCAUUACAUGGAUAUUUUGUUGUCAGAUUCUGAAGAAAUAUUUUAGAGAAAGAGUUAAAUGAAACAAACAAUUCUGCCAUUCUGGGUUAGAGAUUGCUCACCCCCCCCCCCAAAAAAAAAAAAACCUACAGUGAGGAAAUUCUUUUAACUCUGUGGGUAUAAAAUAAGUCAACAGAAAAUUCAACCACAAAAGAUACAGAUCACCUGCAAAGUCUUUGGUUUUCAUAUACUAAUGGUAGAUAAUAAUUUGCUACCAGGUAACAUUGAAUUAACUACUCAGGAGUGGAUUAAUUUGUUUGAAACAUUACAAGGAGAUUUAGACUUAAACAGUCCAGGAUGGUUAACAGGUGAAACAAAGUAAGAGUUAACUCUGGUAGAACAGAGACUCAAAAAUGUUUAUGUGGGAGCAGAAACGCAGCCCCUGAAGAAAGGGAGGCAAAGUUUAGAACAGAGGCAGAAGGAACACCCAUUCAGAGCCUGCCCCACAUGUGGCCCAUACAUAUACAGCCACCAAACUAGAUAAGAUGGAUAAAGCAAAGAAGUGCAGGCUCACAGGAACCGGAUGUAGAUCUCUCCUGAGAGACAUAGCCAGAAUACAGCAAAUACAUAGGUGAAUGCCAGCAGCAAACCACUGAACUGAGAACGGGACCCCUGUUGAAGGAAUCAGAGAAAGGACUGGAAGAGCUUGAAGGGGCUUGAGACCCCAUAUGAACAACAAUGCCAACCAACCAGAGCUUCCAGGGACUAAGCCACUACCCAAAGAGUAUACAUGGACUGACGCUGGGCUCCAACCUCAUAGGUAGCAAUGAAUAGCCUAGUAAGAACACCAGUGGAAGGGGAAGCCCUUGGUCCUGCCAAGACUGAACCCCCAGUGAAGGUGAUUGUUGGGUGGAGGGUGCUAAUGGGGGGAGGAUGGGGAGGGGAACACCCAUAUAGAAGGGGAGGGGGAGAGAAUAAGGGGUAGGGGGAUGUUGGCCCGGAAACCGGAAAAGGGAAUGACAAUCAAAAUGUAAGUAAGAAAUACCCAAGUUAAUAAAGAUGGAAAAAAAGAACAGAAAAAAAUGUUUAUGUGGAUCUCAUAGAUCCUAAAGUUGAUUAUAUUUUGGUUACUUUGCCUUCAACUCAUUUUCAUUCAGGUAAUCAUGCAAAGGGAAGAUAGGAUUAUUGAAUAGACUUUCUUAGCACACAAAGUAAAAAGUUAAAGACUUAAAUAGAAAAAGUUUCUGGGGCUGGAGAGAUGGCUCAGCCGUUAAAGGCUAGGCUAACAACCAAAAAUAUAAGAAAAAGUUUCUGAUUUAAUUAUAGAAGGUAAGUAAGACUAUACCAAUUAUCAGGGAUACACCCAGCAGAAAUAGUAGUACCUUAUACUAAUAUUAAGAUUAUGGCUGUGACCAGAACUGACUGGGUCCCACAGCUCUCUGUACCCAGAUCCUGUGGGAGGGAAAGCUGGACACUUGGGGGCUGGGAGGAAGGUGCAGAUGAUCCUGAGAGUGCAGAGGAGACCACCAUUUCUGCUCAAAUUCCUAGCACAAGAGGAGCUUCCCUGGAGGCUUCUGGACGCAGGAACCUAGUAGCCAUGAAGGAUCCAUCUGGUUUCCACCUGCACCCAAACUGAAAGCCAGUCUCCAGCAGUGCUAACACACCAGAGAACAGAGGUAAGGUGACCCCUUUGGCUCUAAGGGACCUGCCUGGAGCCCUCAGAACACAGAACCCAGGAGCAGUCUGGGACAGGAUCCUUCCAGUUUCUGCCUGCACCCAGAGGUGACCUGGUCCCACAGCUCUUUGUACCCAGAUCCCCUGGGGGGAAGAGCAGGAAUCUCAGAGAUAUGGGCCAUCCCAGGAGCACAGGGAAGAUCACCACUUCUGCUGGCAUUCCUGGUCCAUGAAGAACCUGCCUGGAGACCUCAGGACACAGGAACCUAGGAGCAAUGUGGGAUAGGAUCCUUAUGGCUACUGCCUGCGCCCGGACCUGGCCCUGUGACACAGCUCUCUGGACUCAGGCCCUGCUGUCAGAAAGCUGGUCUCCAGAAGUGUUGACACACAGGCUUACAGGAGGGUCAAGCCACUGUCAGAGAUAGCAAAAAAAGCCACACAAGAGGCAAGGAGAUGGUGAAAAGCAAUCACAGGAACUUAAGCAACAGAAACCAAGACUCCGUGACAUUAUCACAGCCUAGUCCACCCAUCAAAGCAAAUACUGGAUAUCCCAACACACAAGAAAAGCUAGAUUUGUAUUUAAAAUCACAUCUCAUGAUGAUAUAGAGGAUUUUGAGAAGGACAUAAAUAACUCAAAGAAAUAAAGGCAAACACAACAAAACAGGUGAAGGAAUUGAACAAAACCAUCUAAGACCUAAAUAUAGAAAUAAAAACAAUAUAGAAAUCAGAAAGGGAGACAACCCUGGAGAUAGAAAACCUAGAAAAGAGAUCAGGAGUCAUAGACACAAGCAUCACCAACAGAAUAAGAAAAGAAAGAAUCUCAGAGGCAGAAGAUAACAUAGAAAACAUUGAGUAAGCCUUCCAAGAAAAUGCUAAAUGCAAAAAGCUCCUAACCCAAAACAUCCAGGAAGUUCAGGAUACAAUGAGAAGAUCAAACCUAAAUAUAAGUAGAGAAGAGCAUAAAAGUUCCCAACUUAAAAGGCCAGUAAAUAUCUUCAACAAAAUUAUAAAAGAAAACUUCCCUAGCCUAAAGAAAGAGAUGCCUGUAAACAAUCUAGAAGCCUACCGAACUCAAAAUUGAUUGAGUCAGAAAAGAAAUUCCUCCUCUCACAAAAUAGAAAAAACACCAAAUACACAAAACAAAGAGUAUUAAAAGCAGAAAGGGACAGAGGUCAAGUAACAUGAAGACAGAUCUAUCAGAAUUACACCAGACUUCUCUCCAGAGACAAUGAAAGCUAGAAGAUCCUGGGCAGAUGUCAUACAGACCCAAAGAAAAUACAAAUGCCAGGCCAGGCUACUAUAUCCAGCUAAAUUCUCAGUUAACAUAGAUGGAGAAACCAAGAUAUUACAUGACAAAACCAAAUUUACAAAAUACUUUUUCACAAAUCCAUCCCUACAAAGGAUAAUAGAUGGAAAACUCCAACACAAGGACGGAAACUACAGCCUAGAAAAACAAGAAAAUAAUCUUGCAACAAAUCCAUAAAAAGAGAACCACACAAACAUAAUUCCACCUCUAACAACAAACACAACAGGAAAUGACAAUCACUGUUCCUUAAUAUACCUUAAUGUCAAUGGAUACAAUUCCCCAGUAAAAAGACAUAGACUAACAGACUUUGUAAACAGGACCCAGCAUUUUGCUGCAUACAGUAAACACACCUUGGUGACAAAGACAGACACUACCUCAGAAUAAAGGCUGGAAAACCACUUUACAAGCAAAUGGUCCCAAGAAACAAGCUGGAUUAGUCAUUCAUGUAUCAAAUAAAAUGGACUUUGGACCAAAAGUUAUCAGAAAAGGUAAGAACACUUCAUAUUCAUCAAAGGAAAAAUCCACCAAGAUGAACUCUCAAUUCUGAAUAUCUAUGCUCCUAAUGCAUGGACACCUACAUCUAUAAAAGAAACCUUACUAAAGCUCAAAGUACACAUUGUCUCUCCCAGAGAAAUAGUGGGAGACUUCAACAGCCCACUCUCAGCAAUGGGCAGAUCAUGGAAACAGAAACUAAACAGAGACACAGAGGAACAAACAAGUUAUAAACCAAAUGGACUUAACAUUUAUAGAACAUCACAUCCUAAGACAAAAGAAUAUACAUUCUCAGCACCUCAUGUUAACCUUCUCCAAAACUGACCAUAUAAUCUGUCACAAAACAGGCCUUAACAGAUACAGGAAGAUAGAAAUAAUCCCAUGCAUCCUAUCAGAUCACCACGGACUAAGGCUGGUCUUCAAUUACAACAAAAACAACAGAAAGCCCACAUAUACAUGGAAGUUUAACACUGCUCUACUCAAUGAUACCUUGGUCAAGGAAGAAAUAAAGAAAUUAAAGACUUUUUAGAAUUUAAUGAAAAUGAAGGCAAAACUUAUGGGACACAAUGAAAGCAGUGCCUGCAAAAAAGAAGCAGGAGAGAGCAAACAUUAGCAGAUUGACAGCACACCUAAAAGCUCUAGAACAAAAGAAGCAAAUACACCCAAGAUGACUAGAAGGCAGGAGAUCAUCAAAUUCAGGGCUAAAAUCAACCAAGUAGAAACAAAAAUACUAUACAAAGGAUCAACAAAACCAGGAACUGGUUCUUUGAGAAAUUCAACAAGAUAGAUAAACCCUUAGAUAGACUCACAGGUAGAGUGUCCAAAUUAACAAAAUCAGAAAUGAAAAAGGAGACAUAAAAAUAGAAUCUGAGGAAAUUAAAAAAAAAUCAUCAGAUCCUACUACAAAAACCUAUAUUCAACAAAGGAACAUCUGGACGAAAUGGACAAUUUUCUAGACAGAUACCAGGAACCAAAAUUAAGUCAGGAUCAGAUAAACCAUCUAAACAGUCCCAGAAUGCCUAAAGAAAUCGAGGAAGGUAUUAAAAGUCUCCCAACCAACUAAAGUAUAUGACCAGAUGGGUUCAGUCCAGAAUUCUACCAGACCUUCAUAGAAGACCUGAUAUCAAAACUGUCCACAAAAUAGAACAGAAGGAAGACUAGCCAAUUCCUUCUAUGAAGCCACAAUUACUCUUAUACCUAAACCACACAAAGACCCAACAAAGAGAACUUCAGACCAAUUUCCCUUAUGAAUAUUGACGCAAAAAUAAUAAAAUUCUAACGAACCGAGUCCAAGAACACAUCAAAAUGAUAAUCAUGAUCAACUGAGCUUCAUCCCAGGGAUGCCCUUGGUCCUGCCAAGACUGAACCCCCAGUGAAGGUGAUUGUUGGGUGGAGGGUGCUAAUGGGGGGAGGAUGGGGAGGGGAACAUCCAUAUAGAAGGGGAGGGGGAGAGGAUAGAGGGUAGGGGGAUGUUGGCCCGGACACCGGGAAAGGGAAUAAGAAUCUAAAUGUAAACAAGAAAUACUCUGGGCUGGAGAGAUGGCUCAGCGGUUAAGAGCACUGACUGCUCUCCCAGAGGUCCUGAGUUCAAUUCCCAGCAACCACAUGGUGGCUCACAACCAUCUGUAAUGGGAUCCAAUGCCCUCUUCUGGUGUGUCUGAAGAAAACUACAGUGUACUCAUAUAAAUAAAAUAAAUCUUUAAAAAAAAAAGAAAAGAAAAGAAAUACUCAAGUUAAUAAAGAAAAAAAUCAAAUUGCUGGCUCUAAAUAUGUAGAAAAAUUGUAUUGUAUAUAAAAACUGCUAAGUUUAUUCCUGACAAUUCAAAAUUAUACUUGUUAUAUAUACAAUUGUAACGGGCAAUAUGAAAUAGAAACUAUCCUUUAAUAUACCACCAAAUCUGGCCUCAACAGGUUUGUCAGUCCCAUUGACACAAGGGAAUAAAGAAAUCGACCAAUUAUUAAUAGGAAAAAGUUCUAUCACCUACCAACAAAGGAAAUUAUAAGAAAAUGCCCUACUUAUUUUUUAUUUUUUUGUAACGAAACUCUAUCAUCCACUACAAGUCAAUAUAGGUUUACCAGAAAAGAUAAAAUAAAAUUUGGCAUAUGGAUGUAUUUCAUCUUGCAGAAUUUGGAAAAUGAAGUUUGUAUACCAUACCAUUGAUAUACACUCAGGGUUUUAAUGGUCAACUGGUUUGAGUUCUAAAAAGGAUGAUUCUGUAAUUACACAUUUACUGGAAAUAAAGGCUAUUAUGCACAUAUCUGUUCAAAUUAAGA
Molecule: messenger RNA, 11050 nt
Organism: Rattus norvegicus (Norway rat)
Lineage: Eukaryota; Metazoa; Chordata; Mammalia; Rodentia; Muridae
Gene: Zfp709l3
Product: zinc finger protein 709-like 3
Source: RefSeq, a predicted model, not a curated record